AUGAUCUUCGAACCGGCAGAGCGCGUCCUCCUCCCUUCUGUGGAUGUCAUCUCCUACAUCUUCGACAAUACAUAUGAUGCCAACCGACCGAUCUACGUUGAUGUUCAUAAUCCCUCCCGAUCGAUCAGCUGCGCUCAAGCUCGGAAGAUCGUCCGUCAGUUGAUUGCCGGUCUACGCGCCUGGGGAGUCAAACCGGGCGAUUGCGUCGCCAUCCACUCUUUCAAUGAUAUCUACUAUUGUAUGCUUGUUCUGGCCAUCGUUGGCGCCGGCGGUAUCUACACUGGUACCAAUCCAUCGUACACGCCAAUGGAGCUGUCGCAUCAUUUCAAGGCGUCCGACGCAAAGUUUUUAAUCUCAGAGCCAGAGAUUCUAGCCCCUGUUCUUGCAGCCGUCAAGGAGAGAGGCAUUCCCGAAGGGAACGUGCUCAUCUUCGAUGUCCUGGGACAGGAGAUCCCCGCUGGUCGGCGAUCAUGGAAGGAUCUAUUCAACCACGGCGAACAAGACUGGGUGGCCUUUAAUGACCUGCAACGGGCCAAGGAAACUGCAGCCGCAAGACUAUUCAGCAGUGGGACAACAGGCCUGCCCAAAGCCGUGACCAUCACGCAUCACAGCUUCAUCGCAGAGCACUUGUUGUGCUUCGAGGUGCAUCCCCGACCGUACCAGGUCUCCCGCAUCGUCGCAAUGCCCGUUUUCCACGUCGCAGCAGCCACCUGGACGCACUUUGGCGCCCUCAAAGCUGGGCACACAAUCUACAUGAUGCGCCGCUUCGACCUCGAGACCUUUUUGGUGUCCAAUGAAAAAUACCAAGUAACCGACAUGGCCAUCGUCCCGCCCAUGGCGAUCGCCAUCCUGCAGUCGCCAUUCUCGCGGACCAGGCCAUUCCUGCACUCCGUCAAGGUCGUCAACUGCGGUGCCGCCCCGCUCGACAAAGACGUACAGGCCAGGUUCCGAGCCCUCCUCAAAGAAGGAACCCCCUUUACCCAGGUCUGGGGCAUGACGGAAACCUGCUCCAUCGCGAUGAUGUUCACCUACCCGGAGGACGACGACACGGGGUCCGUAGGCCGGUUACUCCCGAACAUGGAAGCCAAACUAAUCGACGAGAACGGAAACAACAUCUCCGCGUUUGGCGUCCGCGGCGAGCUCUGCGUGCGUGGGCCCAUCGUCACACCGGGGUACUACCGCAACGACUCCGCCAACGCCACGUCCUUCGAUAACGAGGGCUGGUUCAAAACGGGGGAUAUCGCGUACUGCGACGGGCGCACGCGCAAAUGGUACAUCGUCGACAGGAGAAAAGAGCUCAUCAAGGUCCGGGGGUUCCAGGUUGCGCCGGCGGAGCUGGAGGCUGUGCUUCUGGGGCAUCCGCAUAUUAUCGAUACGGCCGUGAUUGGGCUGGUGAUUCCCGGGGCAGACACCGAGUAUCCCCGUGCGUAUGUGGUUAGACGGCCUGGUAAGGAAGGCGAGAAGCUCACGGAGGAGGAUGUGAGGAAGUAUCUUGGCGAGAGGCUGGCUAGGUACAAGGCGUUGACUGGGGGCGUUAAGUUUGUAGAUGCCAUUGCGAAGACUGCUAGUGGGAAGAUCCUGAAGAAAGAGUUGAGGGAGGAUAGUAAGAGGGAUAUUGAGGCCGGAUUGAGGCCGAAGCUUUAG
Messenger RNA from Aspergillus pseudoviridinutans, 1644 nucleotides. RefSeq names its product acyl--CoA ligase. Gene Ontology annotation, biological process: secondary metabolic process. The coding region runs from base 1 to 1644 and encodes 547 amino acids. Lineage: Eukaryota; Fungi; Ascomycota; Eurotiomycetes; Eurotiales; Aspergillaceae. The transcript has 4 exons. Gene Ontology annotation, molecular function: CoA-ligase activity. The record is from RefSeq and is a predicted model, not a curated record.